AUGCAACGAACAACAGUUAUCCAACCAACUACAACAGUUGAAGAACUUGUUCAACAAGAAGAGAAAGCUAAUGACAAAGCAAUAUGGGUUGUUUUUCGUAAAAUGCUGGUUUUUACUGUUAUGUUAACAGUUGCACCACUUUCAUCAUUUUUCCUGUCAAAAUAUUACAUAUUUGAAGGAAUGUUUGAUAUGACAAAUAGCAAUAGUCAUAUGUAUGCCGCAUUUGUUGCAGUUGGUAUUGUUCAUGUUAUAUUAGCUGCAUUUCUUUUCGUUGCAUUUCGCGAUGAUACACCUGCCAAAAAGUCAAAGCUCGAACUUUUAAAAGAAGCAGCCGGAAAAAAAGACUAA
Molecule: messenger RNA, 348 nt
Organism: Adineta steineri
Lineage: Eukaryota; Metazoa; Rotifera; Eurotatoria; Adinetida; Adinetidae
Source: the annotation of a GenBank genome assembly